AUGGCAGACAAACUUUUCAUUGCCGAAACACCCGCCGAGGUCAAGGACGCUAAAGGCCUGCACCUCAUCACCCAGAGCACUCCCAACGGGCAAGCCGUGCAGAUCUACUUGGAGGAGUUGGCAGAAGCGUAUGGGCUCAAAUUCACCACGACCUUGAUUAAUAUCUCAACCAACGAGCAGAAAAAAGAGUGGUUUCUUCGACUGAAUCCAAACGGUCGCAUCCCGGUUUUGGUCGAUAACAGCCAGAAUCCGCCCUUCCCUGUGCAUGAGACGUCUGCUGAGCUUCUCUACCUUUUGAAAGAGGCCGACAAAGAGGAUAAGUUCGGCUUCAAGGACGACUUUGAGCGCAGUGAAGCUCUGCAGUGGCUUUUUUUCUGGCACGGUUCCGGCGCACCGUAUCAAGGGCAGACAAACCAUUUCAAGAAGGCAGCCCCCGAGAAAAUCGACUACGCAAUCAACAGGUUCCACAAUGAGACGCUCCGUGUCUACGGCGUGCUCGAGAUCCGUCUCUCGGGCAAGUAUACUGGAGAGCCACGGGAGUACCUGGCCGGAAAAGGGAAGGGCAAGUACUCUGUGGCAGACAUCAAGACCUGGCCGUGGGUGAAGGGCUGGGAGAGGACCGGAUUCAGUAAGCAGGAAAUGGAGGCUUUCCCGCAUCUCCUGAAGUGGAUUGAUCGCAUCGCACAACGUCCGGCAGUGCAGAAGGGCAUUGGGGAGAAAUACUCCCAGUCUUAA
Messenger RNA from Neoarthrinium moseri, 735 nucleotides. RefSeq lists its product as uncharacterized. Bases 1 to 735 code for a protein of 244 amino acids. The transcript has 3 exons. NCBI's taxonomy places the organism in Eukaryota, Fungi, Ascomycota, Sordariomycetes, Amphisphaeriales, Apiosporaceae. The record is from RefSeq and is a predicted model, not a curated record.